Messenger RNA from Megalobrama amblycephala (Wuchang bream), 3599 nucleotides. RefSeq names its product WT1 interacting protein. NCBI's taxonomy places the organism in Eukaryota, Metazoa, Chordata, Actinopteri, Cypriniformes, Xenocyprididae. Gene Ontology annotation, molecular function: transcription corepressor activity. Gene Ontology annotation, cellular component: P-body; transcription regulator complex; nucleus. Bases 850 to 2757 code for a protein of 635 amino acids. Gene Ontology annotation, biological process: cytoskeleton organization; response to hypoxia; regulation of DNA-templated transcription. The record is from RefSeq and is a predicted model, not a curated record. The transcript is spliced from 8 exons.
UUCACACAUUCACUGACCUGCUGUACAUGCAUGAUAGCACUGUUGAAACUACCUGGGAAAUACAUUUUACAAACCAUAUACAGAGACAUGCACAUGGGUAUUUCUUUAAUACUCAUUAUAUUCCCCCAGCUCAAUAGCAUAAAGAGUUGCUGCUUGUUUAAAGUUUAGAGAUGCACAUUUUAGUUUUUAAUUAUUUUCAGAGGGCUGGUCUACGUGGUUAAAUCUUUAAUCUGGCCCGCUGGAUGAAAGUGGACACACAUAGGCUCUCCAAAGGACUUUUUUUCAGGAUUCUGCUCCCCCUUGCUGAGUUGCUCUCUAUCAUUGUUUCGCUCCGGCAUUAACCACAUUCCAGAGCGCCGCAGCGCCGCUCGUGUCCCUCCGCGCAUUCCUCUCACACAAUCUAGUCCCAAAUGCAUCGUUUGAUAAACGCAUUCUCGUUCGUCUCCGCAACUCAACAUCUCUCCAGAUUGACUCAAAACUCUCGGUGCGUAAUUUUACGCGAGGUGAAAUCUCUGUAAACAAGUUUACAGAAACAAUCACGAAAAAUCAAAGCGAGAAAAUUCCUCCGCGCAGCGCGCCAUUGACUGUAAAGACCUUUCAACUUUACAAAAACUGAAAUUGACAAACGUUCUCUUGUGUGGAAACUUUGUAACGACGACUGUAUCGCCACGAAUCGACAUACGGGGAUCAUGUAUCGUGACGAAACGACUGCGCUGGACUAAGUAAGCGCGAACAGUCAGCGAUGGCUCGCCUGAGGCGGCGUUUUUCCGUGUAAAAUGCAGUUUGUGUUGUAGUUGACUAGUGCUCCGCGCGCUCCCCCGUUCAGCCUCCCUUAACUCGCCGCGCGACAUGGAAGAAUAUGACGAGGAACCGGGGCGCAGAGCGAGCAAACUGAUGGAAAACCUCUCCAUAUAUGACGUUUAUCAGGAUGGGAUGUACGGGGAGCCGAACCCCGAGAUGGAGAAAAGUAAGCGAAUGAAUGGCAGCUCCGGGAACAAAGUCUACGGCGCGGCUCCCGUGCGCUCCGUCAAUGGAAACCGACCCUCAGUGCCUUUGGAUUUCUGUUCUCCGCAAAGGGAAGCGGUUUACCCCGAUCCCGACGCGUACUGCACCAAAUCCGAAGUUGCCUUGCCGUGUUACAGCGGCGCGUCGGACCGUCUCAGGAGAUACGCGCACGCGGAGGUGCAAGGACACCGGUACAGCACUGGCUGCGCCUAUGACGGGCUUGUUUUGGGAAAACAGGUGCCCGUUCCGGGCGCGAGGAGCAACAGCUUAUGCAUGGCCAGUCCCGACGGCAGGUACGCGGCCACAAGCCCGCGCACCAGCCUGGCUUCGACUCACUCGUCGCAGGAUCAGAGCAAACACACCAGCCCGAGGUCGAGUAUCAGCAGCCCGCGCUCCAGCCUGGUGUCACCCGGACAGGAGAAGUACUGCGAGGGGAACAGCGUGAUCAGCCCCCGGUCUAGUUACGCGAGCACGGCCAGCGACACCAGCAAACACUCCAGCCCCCGAACCAGCCUCACCAGCUACGACUGCGGGAGCAAACCGAGCAGCAACCGAACCAGCGGCAUCAGCAUGGGCUACGACCAGCGGCACAUCAGCCCCAGGUCGAGCACCACGAGCCCGCGCUCCAGCUACUCCGACUCGCGUUUCACGCCUGCGGGGAACCACGACCCGGAGAGCGCUGCGGUGCACGGCAUCCCCAGCAUCUGCAUCCAGGACGGCGGUGCGCGACCCAACUGCGUGGUCAGUCCCCGGUCGAGCAUCUCCAGCCACAGCUCCAGGAGCUCGCGUAGCUCCCGGGGAUCGAUGAGCGCCUAUCCCGAGCUCCAGCUUCCUUUGCCGGAGGACGCGCUGCUGCAGGACUUCACGGAGCCAAACGGCCUCCACAACAACCGCGUCCAUCUCCAAACGUUUCCCGAGCCUCAACAGCAGAAUUCAGAUGUCAACAUCGCGUUUAGCUACGGCAAAGCGGGCGCCGGGGGGCAGCGCUUCAAGCUGCCGUACCAGGUCACUCCAUCCCGGGACAGCGGCCCCAGUCAGGCGGAGCGGCGCCUGGAGGCCCUCACUCUGGAGCUGGAGAAAGAGCUCGAGAUGCACAUGAAAAAGGAAUAUUUUGGUAUCUGUGUAAAGUGUGGUAAAGGUGUUUAUGGAGCGAGUCAAGCGUGUCAGGCGAUGGGGAACCUGUAUCAUACUAACUGCUUCACCUGCUGCUCCUGCGGACGGAGGCUACGAGGAAAGGCUUUCUAUAAUGUUAACGGAAAGGUGUACUGUGAGGAGGACUUCCUGUAUUCCGGAUUCCAGCAGACAGCGGAAAAAUGCUUUGUGUGUGGUCACCUCAUCAUGGAGAUGAUCUUGCAGGCUCUGGGAAAGUCGUAUCAUCCAGGCUGUUUCCGCUGUGUGGUGUGUAAGGAGGGUCUGGACGGCGUUCCUUUCACCGUGGAUGUGGAGAACAACAUCUACUGUGUGAAAGACUACCACACGGUUUUUGCUCCUAAAUGUGCCUCGUGUAACCAGCCAAUCCUCCCAGCACAGGGUUCAGAGGAGACCAUACGGGUGGUGUCCAUGGAUAAAGAUUACCACGUGGAGUGCUAUCACUGUGAGGAUUGUGGCCUGCAGCUGAAUGAUGAAGAGGGGCAUCGCUGUUACCCGCUGGAGGGGCACCUGCUGUGCCACCGAUGCCAUCUGCACCGGUUAAAGACCCCUCUGCCGCCCCACCCGCCCCCGAGUUACCCGCUACACGUCACUGAACUGUGAACACACGGACUCACGCUGAAGAAGAGAAUGGUGGAACGACAAGCAAGAGGAGAUAAAGACAGAGAAGUGUCUGUCCUUCCCCUAAACAAUAAACAGGGAAAUCAGUCUACAUAUUUCCACUUGUUUAGGGUUUAUAUGACCAACCAGGGAGGCUUUUAUUACUACUUUCAUCCCUCAUCACCUUCUUCCUCACACGUUCCGGUCUCGUUCGCCGUAUCGAGGGGUUUUCGCUCCGUUCGGGACCCAGCAUGAGGUCUUCAGCACUGCCGCAGGGGAACGGAGGGCGACCCGUGCCUGUUUUUCCUCCAAACGUGACCUCUGAAUGCCAGACGACAGCACUGAACAUGCAUACAGACUGAGAUUAUGACUUCCUGUGCCUUCAUCGAAUAUCCUGCGUCGAUCAGGCCGUCACGUCACUCACUGCCUUUGACAUGCACCAUUCCUGUAUGCGUGUGUCGUGCCGCUUUUUGUGCCAAGCUGCCCGGGUGUUUAAAGGGACAUUUUACCAAAAAUGAAUCAUUUAUUCACCCUCAUGUUGUUCCAAACUGGUAUGAUUUUAUCUUCCAUGGAAGACAAAAGACAUUUAUUAAAAUGUCCUUUUCAGCCAAGACACUAUUGGCAAAACCAUUGUUUUUCAUUCCCUGGUUAAUUUUGAGAUUUUAGGCUAUUUUGUGUCCAUAACAUGUUUUAGUUGAAAGAAAACAUCCAAAAUACACAUUAAAGUUAGUGUUGACAAGUCGAUUAAUCACGAUAAAUCACAUCUAACAUAAAAGUUGGUUUACAUAAUAUGUGUGUGUAUAUAAUAUAUAUAUAUAUAUAUAUAUAUAUAUAUAUAUAUAUGU